Nicrophorus vespilloides is the source of this 1614-nucleotide messenger RNA. Its product is annotated as KIF1-binding protein homolog. Gene Ontology annotation, molecular function: protein binding. Lineage: Eukaryota; Metazoa; Arthropoda; Insecta; Coleoptera; Silphidae. Bases 31 to 1608 code for a protein of 525 amino acids. The record is from RefSeq and is a predicted model, not a curated record. The transcript is spliced from 5 exons.
AGUCAAAUUUACCUGAGGAAGAACAGCGGAAUGGCUGCGUUGUCGGAGGCGACGUGCAAAGAGUUGGAGGAUCUUUUUGAGAACCUGAAGAAGACGUCGCAGAAGCCGGAGGUGCUGAAACAUGAUGCGGGCGACAAGACGCAGCAGAAUCUGUUGCAAGAGAUGUUUGUUAGUCUGCAGACGCGCCUGGACGAGAUCUUCGCAACGGUGAAGGAGACGGAGGGACAGACAAAGGUGCUGGCCAUGAAGUCAUCACUGUUCUACGAGAACGCAAAAAUUAAGCUCACGGUAGACGAUUUCGCCGCAAGCAAAGAGAACUUAGACAAGGCACUUGAAAUCAUCAAGGACUACAUCACUGAUCCAUUCAUGGUGUAUCUGCAUUUGCGUAUCAUCAACCAUCUGGCAUUUACUUUGUCCAAGUUGGGAGAUUACGAAAAGGCCAAAGAGCUUUUGGAAGAAAUAACAACGUUGGAAGCAAAACCGGAUGUAAUCAUCUAUAGCACCGAAGAACUAUUUGCUGUGGGACCUCUGAAAAAUAGCGAGGCUAAAGUUAAAAUGCACAGCAUUAACAUGAAUAAUUUACAAAUGCUCAGUUGGAUUUAUAGCAAGAUGGGACUGGAAAAGGAGUCCGCAUAUGUGCAGCAUCGCAUCCUCGAAUUGGAACUGGAUUAUGAGGAGUGCGAUCCGGUGGAUUGGGCAAUGCGAUGUACCCGUGUCGCUUCCUUGUACUUAGUUAAAAUGCUAUUCGUUCCCGCUAGGUAUUACUUAUCAGCGGCUGGAUCGGCUUUGGAUCGCGUCGAAGCAGCGCUCAUUGAUCAUCCGGAAUUGGGGAAGGCGCAAGCGGAAUUGGCAAGAGGUUGGAUCUACUAUGGUCUAAGAUUGUUCGAUACCAGCAAAUCCCGAGACAUCACGAAACUAUGCAACAAGAUCUUCGACGACGUUCCAACAACUUCUUCUACCGAAGAGGUAGCCCACGAGGUCAAGUUGGAUGACGAGGAAGACGCGCUGGAUGAUAAUCUGAAAUUUCCGAAUUCCGAAGUAAAGAUAGCGAAGGUUCCUGCAAAGUUCGUCAACAAUACUGUGGAAGCUCACAUCUUGUUCCAACACACGCAGAUGUGGCUGAAGAGAGCCAGGGUCUACUACACCCUUAGAGAUUACCCUUUUAUUUACGUGAAUUGCGUGCUGGAUCUGAGCGAGUUGUACAGGUUUUUGGCGUUCUACGAGCCGGAUUUGGAUUCGCAAUAUAACGUGCAGAAGCGUAGAGCUGAUGCUCUCGAAACUCUCAGCACAAUUUUGAAAGAGGUGAGGCCGCAGUGCUACAUCGCUGUCAGCGUCGAGUUGCUCAGAGAGUUGGCCGAGGUGCAGAUCGAGCUGAUGGGAAUCAAUUUGAAGAGGAUGUACAAAAUGCACGAUGUUAGCGAGAACCAGGAGUCUCUAAGGCGUCGCAUGGAGGGCGUUUACGAUAUUCAGAGCAAGUUGGAGAAGAUUGGCAAUAUGUUUGGGCAUGGAAAUUUGGAGGAGACGGAAAUGGGCGCUGCGGGAGCGUCGGAGGUGAGCGAGGUGGGAAAGAACGGCGACGAGCCUGGCAAUCAAGUAGACGCGUGUUAGGAUUAU